Molecule: messenger RNA, 2331 nt
Organism: Canis lupus familiaris (dog)
Lineage: Eukaryota; Metazoa; Chordata; Mammalia; Carnivora; Canidae
Gene: MED9
Product: mediator complex subunit 9
Exons: 2
Coding region: 70-513 (147 amino acids)
Biological process (GO): regulation of transcription by RNA polymerase II
Cellular component (GO): mediator complex
Molecular function (GO): transcription coregulator activity
Source: RefSeq, a predicted model, not a curated record
AGGUCCGCGACGCUUUUGAGAAGCUGACCGUUGGGGUCCUGCUGCCCGAGCGGCGCGGUUCCGAGCGCUAUGGCCUCCGCCGGGGUGGCCGCCGGGCGACAGGCCGAGGAUGCGUUACCGCCGCCGGCCGAGCCGUCGCUGCCCGAGACGAAGCCGCUGCCGCCUUCGCAGCCGCCGCCUCCGGUCGCCGUGCCUCAGCCGCAGCAGUCGCCGGCAACCAGGCCCCAGUCACCGGCCGGCGUGAAGGAGGAGGAGAAUUACUCCUUUUUACCUUUGGUUCACAACAUCAUCAAAUGUAUGGACAAGGACAGUCCAGACAUCCACCAGGACCUGAACGCCCUGAAAACCAAGUUCCAGGAGAUGCGGAAGGUCAUCAGCUCCAUGCCGGGCAUCCACCUGAGUCCUGAGCAGCAGCAGCAACAGCUGCAGAGCCUCCGGGAGCAAGUCAGAACCAAGAAUGAACUUCUGCAGAAGUACAAGAGCCUCUGCAUGUUUGAGAUCCCCAAGGAGUAGAUGAGGCCGCCUUCCAGGAAUGCCUGAGAAAGAAAAGGGAGACCACGCGUCCUCACUGUCCGCCCCCCCUCCCCCCACACACACACCACCUCAGAGUGUAGAUCUUUCAGACUCCAGCUGUGAACUUUGUAACCGAGAGGCCUGGGGGUGGGGGGCUGCUGCUGUAGCUGCUUCUGUAGCUGAACUUGGCAUUGACUAUGUGAGGAGCCAGCGUGCAGGCUUGGCUUUGUCAGGGCCUCCUUGUAGUGUAUAUAUCCAUAUGUCUAGAUGCAUAAUAACUUGAGUGCCUGCUGGUGGAAGGAAGAAUGUUCCUGGAGGCUGGGGAGGGGGUAGAGGAUUCUGCUCCUGCUUCCGGUGAGGGGGCCAUCUGCUGUGUAUUCAGGCUCCACUGGCAGAUCGGGAGAGCACAGGAGGAAAGAAGGUGGCUCCUCUUUGCUUCCUGCCCUCCCUCUUCUCCCACUCUGGGUAUGCUCCGUGUGUACCAGGUACAUGUUCUGUUAACAGCAGUGUCAUGAAACAUUUGCAUAGAAUUCACUGGACAAAUUGGAGCUGCACUCAUAGGGCAUGGAUUUCAAGUAUUAGAAGAAAACCAGGAAAGCAUGAAUAUUGUUCUGAAGGACUGCAACAGGGUGACUUCCUCCCUCUCCCGCCCCCACUGAAAAACUUUGUUUCCUUUUUAUGUUUGAGCCAGUGAAUAUAAUUGGGUCUUUGGGGGUGUCAACCCAGAGCCCUGCAGGCACCUUCUGUCUUAGGUUCUCUGCCACCUACGUGUCCUGUUACUUUUAGCUCUUGCUCCCUUUGUCUCCUGUGCCCUGGAGUCAGCUCAUCCAGCCAUGUAAUGCUCGAGAACGACCAGACCACUUCAGACCCCAUGGUGCUUCCCACGGGCUGGAGAGAACCAUUGUCUCCACACAGGCUUCCGGGUGAGCGGGCCCUGCCUCUUUUCAUUUCAGAUUCCUCUUGUCCUGGUUUAAAAAAUUAGUCUCCCGUCUGGCCUUCUCACUGAAGAGUCGACCGAACGUUGACUGCACUGCAGAGGUGACCAUGAUGCACUGUUCAGAGAAGGGUGGCUGCAGUGACCGUUCUGAUCACCCAUCAGUUCCGAGUCCCUUCUGAAGGAUGAAGGAGGGCGACCACCUACAGCCUGGAGUUCUGCAGCCCCACUCUGGUUUCAUUAAUAUUCAGAACGUCCCUCAUUUCUGCCAACAGGACUUUUAUUUGCGUGCUCUUCGCUUGACUGUCAAACUGACAUGACAGCCUCUUAGCCUCUUAAAGACGAGGUGAGAAGUAGUCACAUAUUGUUUAGAUCUAGAAAUGGGCACAUAACCUGUGCUGAGAAAGCCAGGGGCUUAACAGAUGCCCGCCGAUUGACCUCGUUGGCAGAGUACUGGUUGGACAUGUUAGCAGGGGUUCCAUUUGUGCUGCCCCACAGCCACCUGUCAGAAGGUGGUUAGUGCAUGGGGCACUGGGACAUGUGAAGGGCGGUAUUCGGUUUCAGUGGCUUUGGACAGAAGAGCGGGCUCUGAAUUGAAGUGGGUAGCCGCCUAGUCAACCACUCCCACCCUGGGACUGUUAUAUUUAACUGAAUCAGUUAUGGCCUUGAAAUUUCAGGGUAGUGUGGGCCCGUUUUAAGGCUCUGACCAAAUAGGAAACACAAAGCAUCUAGAAAUAUAACCAGCGAGGCUUUUCCGCACGGCUAAAACGGAUGAGGGCUCUUCCGAGGGCAGAGGGAGAUGGAAUCUUCCCUGUGUUCCAGGGUUUUGCCUUGUGACAUUUUUCGAGAGUAUAAUUAAAAGAACUUGUACUCUGCUCUCGGGA